Messenger RNA from Pelagomonas calceolata, 735 nucleotides. Lineage: Eukaryota; Pelagophyceae; Pelagomonadales; Pelagomonadaceae. The record is from the annotation of a GenBank genome assembly.
GCGAGCUUGAGCGCUGUGAUUUCGGGGCCUCGUGAGCGUCUCCUGCCGCGUGAGCGGGAGGCUGCUCCUUGUAUCGUGGGGCUCUGUCGCGCGCACGGACCGGUGGCGCAGAUCCCGGCCGCGCGGGCAGCCCUGGGCACAAAAGGGCCACUCAGUCCCAGAUCCUGGUACCAGUGAUCGCGUGCGCCGCGGCGUCGACGCGUCGUCUACGAUCCCGGCCGCACGAGCCAAACGUGUAGACCAGUGGGCAGCGGUACGCACCGCGCAACACCAUGGCGCUGUCCGGCCCGCCGCCGCCGCCGGUCUCGCGCUUCACGCGCACGGCGCCGCCGCGGUCGCCCGCGGAGCUCGUGAGCCUCGUGAGCAACUACCUCUUCGACCUCUUCGACGCGAACAGCAUGGACGAGUAUAAAGCUUUGGAAGCGUUGGAGGACCAAUGCAUGCCGCACACGGACCCGGACUCGGAGGAGUUCAGCUUCGCGCAGCAGGAGCUGCACGCGACCUUCGUCCGGCUCCUAGAAAGCUACGUCGAGGCGUACAUACGUUCGCUGGGUCGGACGCUCGCGGACUUUUACGACGCGCUGCGGGAACUGAAGGACGGGUCCGGCGCGCCGAUGCUGGACGCCUCCGACUGCCUUGACACGCUCUACGAGAUGGAGGACAUCCGGUGCUGGAUCGACGGCGUCAAGGCGCGCGUGCGGUACAAGCGGCUGCACGGGAGUAAGGUAAGCUAAU